Rhododendron vialii is the source of this 1252-nucleotide messenger RNA. RefSeq lists its product as uncharacterized. The record is from RefSeq and is a predicted model, not a curated record. The coding region runs from base 452 to 757 and encodes 101 amino acids. NCBI's taxonomy places the organism in Eukaryota, Viridiplantae, Streptophyta, Magnoliopsida, Ericales, Ericaceae. The transcript has 2 exons.
UUCCACACAAAAUUGGGUUUCUUGCAUGCUUGAUUUCUGGGUCAAAAUGUUCUUGGUGUAUAUCAAUACAAUGCUUUUCAUGUUGAUUAUUUUUCUUGAUAACUCAGGUAUCCGGGUCAGCUUACGCGCGUCUCGGUUAAUCUUGGGGCCCAAUCCCAUCGCUCACUUGCGGGGAGUCCAAUUAAAAGUAUGAACUGGUCCCAAAGGAGUUGGUAGCACGUGAAAGGUUUCAAACCUGAAAUUCUAGGAGGGAGCAAAUCCCUUAAGUCAUGAGCCUUAACCACUAGACCGACCUCUUUGGGUGAAUGACAAUAAUGGGUGCCAAACCUUUAUAAUAACUUGAAAUUGUCUGUCAACAAAGGAUUUAGACAAGUUCUGGGGAGGCUAAUGACUAAUUUGUGAACGGUAAUAAUGGGACCAUUGUGAAUAUGAAAGUCUCAUUUUUGGGUUUAUGGUUGUGUUGUGUUUUUACUGGCAGAUGUCUAUAUCAUCAGACGCCAAAGUGUUUGUGGUGGUGGUGUUUGAUAGAGCUGCUAGGGUUCUCUUUGGUUGCUCUGCUGAUGAAUUUUUUGACUUUGCCAAGCUUCACCCCUUUUCUGCUGAGACUGCUGCUAAAGCUCUGGAGGGAGAAAUGCUGAGAGUGACCCUAUCAAAACCAAAGAAUGGUAAUGAACAACAUCAGCGAGUGGUGUCUGUUGUUCCUUUACGUUCUGGUUUUCGACCUGCCAUCGAGAACUUGAGAGAAUUGUACGGGUAAGAGUUGGUUCAUAACCCUUGUUAUUCAUCUUGUAUGCUUUGUUGAAGUUGGAUCAGAAUUUUACCAAGGGUUAAUACCCCUGCAGUGAUAGUUGAGCCUAAAAACUUGAACUCCGUAUCAUGUCCAAAUUUUUGUGUAGAGUGGUGGCAAUGUGAUUUUCAGGUACUUCAAUUUGAUUGCUUUUAGUACAGUGUCCGUUCAAUCUGUUUGGGAUCCGUUGAGACAAGAUCAUCAGUUUUUUGGGUACUUAAUCGGCUAUCGAAAAUGAAGAGAACCCGAGACAGAGAUGUGAAUGUUGCAACAAGAGAUGGUUGCCAAAAAGGAACAAGAUAAUUUGAAUGUCCCUAUUAAUUUUUGCUUUCAUUUAUCAUACAUUUGAACAGUCUAGUAGGAAUGGCUUGUUACAUGGGGCCAAGCUGUCCCGUAGACUUGAUCACAGAGAGCCUUGUGUCCACCUCCUCAGCAUUUCCAGCGCAGCUUUGGGUUGAUCCAUUG